Molecule: messenger RNA, 1925 nt
Organism: Aspergillus pseudotamarii
Lineage: Eukaryota; Fungi; Ascomycota; Eurotiomycetes; Eurotiales; Aspergillaceae
Product: alpha/beta fold hydrolase
Exons: 2
Coding region: 179-1408 (409 amino acids)
Biological process (GO): regulation of lipid storage
Cellular component (GO): endoplasmic reticulum
Source: RefSeq, a predicted model, not a curated record
AAAGGAAAGAUGCAGCCGAGACGGACCGUCGGCACUCCUCUUCAUUCUUCCCUUCACUCCACCCACAGUCUUUCAUACUUUCAUUCAUUGAGCACCGAUUGAUUCAUUUGUUGGUUUGAAACCAUAGACGAACUUAGACAUACACUUAGACAUAGAGGGUAAAAAGGAACUUUGCAUCAUGGCAUGGUAUAGCCAGACUGUCGACAUUCUUCGCGAUUCGGUUGCGAACCACCGCGCCCAACUUCCCGUGCUUGCUGCGACAGGGGCCUCGUUGACUGUGGGGCUCCUCUUGCGAUCCCUUCUCACCGAUAAACAUCCACAAGGUUCUGUCCUCCAUUGCCCCCGAGCCAUAGUCUCGUCCUCCACGUUGGUGGCAGAGAAGGGUGAAAUUCCUCUUCCAAACGAUGUGCUCCCGGGGGCUCGUGAUGUGCCGACUCCGUAUGGAUCGAUGCGAGUGUAUGAAUGGGGUCCACUAGAUGGACCGAAGGUCUUGUUUAUCCAUGGUAUCACCACGCCGUGCAUUGCCCUAGGUGGAGUGGCGCAUGCUUUGGCAGACCAAGGAUGUCGAGUUAUGCUAUUCGACUUGUUUGGAAGAGGCUACUCGGAUUGCCCGUCCGACCUCCCUCAGGACGAUCGACUCUUUGCAACCCAAGUAUUGCUUGCUUUGAGCACAUCUUCAGUGUCAUGGACCGGAGCUGGUAGUGGUAAAUUUAGCCUAGUUGGGUACUCCUUAGGAGGAGGGAUAGCAGCGUCUUUUGCAUCGUUCUUCCCCCAGCUACUUUCUUCACUGGUUUUGCUUGCCCCAGCGGGCUUGAUACGUGACUCUCAGAUCAGCUUUCAGUCACGACUCCUUUAUUCCCGCGGCCUUAUUCCUGAACGUGUCUUGGGAUUCCUUGUCGGCCGUCGUCUCCGUGCGGGCCCAUUAACUACCCCGAAACCCAAAUCCCAAAAGAUUAACGCCGCGGAUGCAUUGACCGAGGAACUUCCCUCGCAAGGAGGCGCUCAUACUCAACUGUUGUCUCGAGCGUACCCACAUGUUACUGUGCCCGGAGCUGUUAAAUGGCAAGUUAACUGUCACGCUGGCUUUGUCCAUGCUUUCAUGUCCAGCAUGCAACACGGGCCGAUAUUACAGCAGCGCCAGCGGGAAUCAUGGGAGCGCCUUGGUGAAUUCCUAUCUGCUCAGAGCAAACUAUCACCCCAAGAGCAGCAGGAUAACGGCCUCCCAAGUAACAAGGUGGUUAUUAUGUGUGGCGAGCAUGACUCAGUUAUUGUCAAGGACGAACUCGUCCCAGAUGCCACAUCCGCUCUCCAGGGAAACGUGGAAUUCAGAUACUUCAAUGCGGGACACGAGUUCCCCAGUACAAAAUAUGAUGACGUAGCACACGCCUUGUUGGAAGUGUUACAUUGAUAACUGUCUUGCAGCUGGACUAUAUGACAGGAAACCCCCCCUCUUCCUCAUCGAACCGAAGGGCCUGUCGGCCUGUCGUUUGUCCUGGGUAUGUGCCCUUUGUAUCUUUCCGGGCACUGGGCUGUGUUAUGAUUGUCCAACCUGAUAGACUUGUACAUAGAGUGCCCUUUGUGGCCUUAUAGACCUCUCGUGGUUUUUUUUUUUCUCUCUUUGGUUAAGCUUGGAAUACAGAGUAGAGUUCCGUGAUCAUUUUUUCAAGAUUUCGUCUGUCGCGUCGAGUUGACUUGAGAGCCGUGACACAUGAUCAGACCGAUCUUGCAUUCGCGCGCGAGCAAAGUAAGGUUCAUCUGCAGCGGGUGACUGGGAGAAUCGAUCGACCACACUGUUGCUGCUUCCGUCCGGUACAUGACUUAGAUCUCCUGCACUGAGACCCUUGUUCAUGCCGUUCGCCACUCUGCUAGGAGCACAGAAAAGUCAGGGGGAUGGCCAUACAAAUGGACAAGGAGUGAGUCUGACC